UGGCAGUAAUGCACCUUUAACCCUGGUUGCCAGCCGCCAUGACACAAGGAAGAAGCAGUAGUUAUUUAAGAUGCUGAGCGCCUGCUGAGUGACGGACUGCACUGACAGUAUGUAUCACAGUUAACAGUAACUAUAUCAAAGAAGGGAGAAUGCUGCCUUUAAUUGGAGCGGAGCUGACACCGCUGCAGCUGUACCGACACCUCCUCAGAUGCUGUAGGCAGUUACCCACAGUAGCCAUGCAGAACCAUUACCGACACUCCAUCAGACAGGGUUACAACAGUCACGCCGAUGAGGACGACCCAGAGAGGAUACAAAUAAUCGUCCAAAGAGCUGUCGCAGAUGCCGACUGGAUUCUUAAAAAAUAUUCCAAGAAGAAGUGAGGCUCAUAAACCAUGAAUAUGUCCUGGGGGGUUUCACAUCGUAGUGAUGGAGCACUGUUUCUGAGUUUUGCUGUACAGUAUGGAAUUAUAUUAAAAUUCUCCAUCUAUAAAGGUGUAAAUACUAUUUUUGGAGUGAAAUGACUAUAUAAUGUAUUUAUUUUUUUAAUAAAAUACAUUCUAAACUAC
This is a messenger RNA of Eleginops maclovinus (Patagonian blennie), 566 nucleotides long. RefSeq names its product LYR motif containing 9 (gene lyrm9). The transcript is spliced from 4 exons. The coding region runs from base 150 to 380 and encodes 76 amino acids. The record is from RefSeq and is a predicted model, not a curated record. Lineage: Eukaryota; Metazoa; Chordata; Actinopteri; Perciformes; Eleginopidae.